UCAGGGAUUGGCUAUUUUUCUAAACCCCUGUCUGCUUAGUACCGUUAUUCUUGAAUUACGGCUAUACGAUAUGUAUAUCCUUCACGAAGCAGGCGCAGUUUAGGGGAUUGUUCUGCAUUUCUUCUCGGUGGUCUCUUAUUACAUGAAGCUGCGUACCAAACUUGAUUCAUCCGCUUAACGUCGAAGUCAUGGAGUCGUUACGUCCUCAGCGGUUGCAACCUGGCAUCGGGCUUGGAAACGCAAGCGGGACCCUCCGUUCAUCUCUUCGUCCGGGAGUGACCGUCCCUACCGCCCCGCCGCCUCCCGUCUCCUGUUUGUCCGCCUCGGGUCCUCCCCCGCCGCCGCCACCGCUGCAGCUGCAUAGCCUAGGGAUGGGGGUAGCAGGAGCUUCCGGGCUGGGAGCCACGGCGGGAGUUCGGGUCGGACUGGGGAGUCCAGGGAACCCCGCGGUGUUACGGGAGGCAGUGGAAGCUGUGGUACGAAGCUUUGCGAAACACACGCAAGGUUAUGGCCGGGUAAAUGUGGUUGAAGCCUUGCAAGAGUUCUGGCAGAUGAAGCAGACACGAGGAGCAGACCUUAAGAAUGGUGCCCUGGUGGUUUAUGAGAUGGUACCGUCAAGCAGCCCCCCAUAUGUCUGCUAUGUAAGCCUUCCUGGUGGCAGCUGUUUUGGAAGUUUCCAGUUCUGCCCUACAAAGGCUGAAGCCCGUCGCAGUGCUGCCAAGAUUGCCUUAAUGAACUCCGUCUUUAAUGAACACCCAUCACGACGCAUUACUGAUGAGUUCAUCGAAAGAAGUGUCUGUGAAGCCCUAGCUUCAUUCAAUGGAAACAGGGAGGAAGCAGACAAUCCUAACACUGGUAUAGGAGCCUUCCGCUUCAUGCUAGAAUCCAAUAAAGGCAAAUCAAUGUUGGAAUUUCAGGAGCUGAUGACAGUCUUUCAGUUGUUGCAUUGGAAUGGCAGCCUAAAAGCGAUGCGUGAGAGGCAGUGCUCUAGACAGGAGGUACUGGCACACUAUUCUCAUCGUGCGCUGGAUGAUGACAUGCGUACACAGAUGGCAGCGGACUGGGUGAACAGGGAGCAGACUGUGCCAGGCACUAUUGCACGGGAGCUUGGGGCUGCUGAAAGAGAGUUGGAAGAAGCCCGACUGGCAGGCCGUGAGCUGCGUUUUCACAAGGAAAAAAAGGACAUCCUUAUGUUGGCAGUUGGGCAGCUGGGCAAUUCUAAUGCGAACACUCUGCCAGCCAACUGCUAAAGAGCUAAAAGGCUCUGAUUUUUGCAAAAAAAUCUAGGGCAUAGAACAGUAUUCUUGGUCACAGUACACCCCCCCCCCCCCCCCCAAUUAAUUUGGAGGGCAAAGACUACAGUGUUGUUUCACUCGGUGAUGGCACCACUGUAACCAUUCAUAAAUGGAGUAAACUGAUUAAUUAAUCACCAAUUUUCAAUUAUUAUAACCCAGAUGUUAUUAGUAAGAUUUAUCCUGCAAAAUUUUAACUGAUAAGUGUUAGACUGCACUUAACAUUUUUGUACAUAAUACAAUCUCUCAUUGUUGAUUACCCUACAAUUUUAAUAUAACUCUAAAAAUGUCUAUAAUUAAAAUGCAGUUUACAAAUUAAAUAUGUACACUAACCUUAGAAAAAAGAGUGCCAAAAUGAAAACAAUAUGAAAAGUAAUUUUUAUAUUAAUAUUAAACAGUAUACGUAGGGAUUUUCAAAGGAACAACACAAAAGAAUCAAAUAAAAAUGGGGAGUGGUCUCCCCUAGACUUUCUCGUAUACUCAGAUAUGGGAAUGGAUUUGAGGAGUAAACCUCAAGACAAUGAUUAUAUUUUUAUAUUAUGUACAUUAAAGAACCAUCAACAGCAAAUCAAAUCAAAUUAAUAAUAUAUUGAACAAUUAUUACAAAAGUAAAGUUGAAUAAAUCGGACUCGGCAGCUGCAUGAAUAAAAGGUAAAGUACCACCUCCGGUUAGCGAAAAUAGCCCAAAAGUUAAUAGAAAUAAAUGUGUUGUACUUAAUACUUGUAUGCAAAAUUUGGUUGACCUAAGUGAAAGUGUACUCAAGUUAUUGUGUGUACAUACACACACACAGACAGACAGACACACAGACAUAAUUCCAAAAAUGGUAUUUUCGGACUCAGGGAGGUCUAAACCGUCAAGAUUAAUCGAAACCACAAAAUGGAAUUUUUGGAGGAUUCCAAUACUUUCCUUACACUUCAUAUGUGAGAAGGUCGGGAAUGUGUAAAAUGUCGAGAUUCAUCAAAAUCUCGACAUCAAAUUUUUGGAUGAUUACAAUACUUUCCCUAUACUUCAUAUACGAGAAAGUAAAAAAGAAAAAACAGCCCCUGUUUGUCCCUGGAUCAUUAAGUGCUGUGUCAUCCAAUGAGUCACUGGCAGGAAGCAGCCUUUCAAACCCAACCUGGAGUUCCUUCUAGGACAGUCCCUUAAUCUUCUUCUAGUGUCAGAUACACCCCGUGAAAGUUCUUGGGUUGUGUCACCAAAUCUACCUCUGGCAACUCCCAGUUUCAUUGUAUCCCUGAACCCCAAAUCAUAGUCAAAGUUCCAGUAUUCAUUUGUGUUGCUGAUUCCAUCUAUGGUAGCAUCAAGAGGACCCUGUGUUGUUAUUUGGUGGUUUGGAAAACUUCACUAGGCUUCAUUGUGUAUUCUCAUAACUUGUGUAAAUCCUGUGCCCACAGUGAAGUUAUUUCCGGGGAGCUGAAUAAGCUUUUAGGGCAUGCACCGAUCAGAAGUGCUGCCUACCUACAAUGGGUUCUCCUUGCCACACUUUUCCGAUUUAGACAGCCAUCUAGUGGUUUCAGGUCUAUAUUACCUCUAACCUGGUCACUGUUUUGUCUACUUGUCUCCAUCACGUUAUAACAUGGCACAGCCUUGCCAACCCAGCAAUGUGCUACAAUAUAUACAUGCUGUAUUUGUUCUUAGUGUUUGUGCUGUGCAAAUCUGUUAACAUUUAGCAAAGCACUGGGUCACUUUCACAAUGCCUUCUGCUAUUUUGCCAAGUUUACUAGGGUCUCUUUCAAAUAAAUCAAGAUUACUUUUUGAGCAGCUGUGCCAUCUUGUAAUUUUCUUAAUAUGUUACUUUAAAGUGUGCUCAACAUGUAUUUUAGUUUAACAUGACUGUUUGCACUCAAAAUAUGUUUGCAGUUGGGCCUAUAAAAGUCACCCCAGUCAUACAUAUCAUACAUAUUAGCCAGUGAAUCUACAGUAUGUACAUUUGACAUAUGAGUGAGUAAUAGGUUAUCUGAAGGAUUUCAUGAUAGUAUCUUUUUCAUAAAAAUGAUGUCACGUGCAGUUGUCAUUGUUUGUACUGCAGCUUGUAGGAAGCAUAACCUCAGCAGCUGCUGUCUUCUGAGAUAUUUUAUUUCCAAUUAGCUUUUCUAACGUAUUAGUUUAGUCAAACCUGCAAAGACUUAUCCAGAUGUGGAUCAAAGAGCACAUCAUGUAUAUUUUGCCAGACAGUGAAUUGAGUUGUUAUUUUAUAUUUACAAAGGGUUAUUGCCUUAUUUUUAUAUACUUCAAAAAUUGUACUAUGCAAAAUGUAAUGAUCUAAUCUGCAACAUCUAGAAUGCAUUGUUACUUAAAUCAUUGUGCAGAGGUAAGCAACUGUGUCUAACCAGGCUUGUGGUGAUUACUGUUUGUCAUUGUAGAAUAACUCCUAACUGUGUUUUGAUGAUUCCGUUAAUAUAGAAAAAAGAGGUGUCUUUUUAAUUACACAAUGAUGUUUUUGAGCAAACAGUCGUCUAACUGUGUGGGUUUACAUUCCAGCAGUUCUCUGUGCCAUUUCCUACUCUUGUCCGCAUUUUACAUUGAGCGGACAUCAUAGUCACUCACAUCUCAGUACUAUAAUUACAACAGUUUAAAUUGAAGCAAUUAAUCAGUGAUAAUAAGAGUAGCUGGGAUGAAAGUCAGAGGAUAGUGGCAGUCAUUAGAACAUUAAUUAAAUGAUAAUUUUAGUUACAGUGAGGUAUUUCAGAUCAGAUUCAUCAAAGGAGUGGUGUUUAGUGUGAAAUCCUUACUGGAUUUUUUUAUCCCAGUGAGUUUUCCUACUUAUAUUGACUGCAAGAACUGGAAAUGCCAUUUACUCUGCAGUCACGACUAUCAUAACAUAUUAAAGUAGGCUCUGCAUUUAUCUUGAAUUUUUUACUUCUUCUUUUUAUGACAAUGCCUAUAUAUACUCCAGUGGCACUAUUUUUAAUUACACAUAUCCAUUUUAAUAAUGUCACUAGUAGCUCUAAUCUCUUUGUGCUAUUGGAAUUCCACUUCCUCAUGCAUAUCUGAUGACUUAACUGUAGGAAAAGUAAGGAGAAGCAAGGAGAAAUUGCGGGUGAAAAUGACGCAGUUUACAAACUUAAAGUUUAGUGGGUUGAAGAUUAUCCUACUUACACAAUUCAUAGCUGCUUGAUCUCAGAGCUUUUCCUGACAUCACAGCUCAUUUAAGAGAAAUCCAUUGUGAAAGAUAAUCAGUCUAAUGUAGUGUAAAAAGCAAUACACAUUUAGGUUUUUUACAGUAGUUCUUUGUAGUAUGGGGAAGAAGUGGAGUGUCCUAUGGAAACUUUUGCGACCAAGAAUGUUACAUGGAACAUCCACCUAUCCAUUUUCUAGUUCAGUAUUGUACAUAUACGGUACCCAACUUAUGCUCAACAGUCUACAUACUAGCCUGCUUAUACAGUUAGCAGUUGAGAGGAGCCAGUGUCUGUCCUAGCAGCAUUGGGUGCAAGACAGGAACCAACCCUAGGUAGAGCAACAGUUCAUCACUGAUAACACUCACACACACAAUUGAACCUUACAUGUGAAAGAAACACUGCAGGAAACAAACCUUGUGUAAUCUAGUGUCAUUCAGCCUAGGUGCAAUGGCACCAAUGAUAAAACUAAUAUAUAUCAUUGGAACCAUAUAUUGUGUAAAUGUUUGUAAUAUUUUUACCACAUUUAUUGAUAGUGCACAGAUUUUGGAGUUUUGUUAUUGGUACAGUUACAAAGAAUUUCAAACAAGAUAUUUCAUUUAGUAACAAUGAUUCAUGGCUAUCUGUAAGCCUUACAACACCAAGGUAAAAAUAAUGAAACCCAUGUCUCAACUUCAGGAAUAAAAAACACAAACCCAAUGUGCUGUGGCAUCCAGAAGUUUCUGAUUACCACUAGAAUGUAAUCUGCAUUAUCAUUUUCAUAUUUCUAGAACCAUGCAGACUGUAAUGUGUACAAUUUCUUUUUAAUUUUAAAAUCUUGUUUACAAUUGCUUAUUUUUUCAAAACAAUUCUCGAUGCACGAGCGGACAUAUUAAGCCUGCCGACAAAACAGACAGUUAUGGUUUAGAUAAUUCCAUAUUGUGAAUAGAAUGAAACCUGACAGAAGCAAAGCAGCACUAAUAUACUUUUUAAACUCUUUCUAGUAAAUUGCCUUUUUUAUAUUUUUAGUUUCUACAUGAGUAGCUGCAAAGUACUAACAAAAUAGAGUUAAUGUUGUGUUUUUGUGUUUUCUUAUGUACAUUAUGCAAAGGAGAAUUGAAAAGUGCAUUGCACAGUGUUUGAUGCAGCACUAAAACUGAUUUAUAACUUGUUGUUUAUGACCUCAUCUAUAGGUGUGUAUCCCAAACUCUUUUAUUGCAUUUUGAUUUAAUUCAUGUGUGUUAAUUUUCUUUGUAUUUUUCUACAUGACAAAUAUAUAUUUGAUAUGAGUAAUUUUUGGCAUUUUACUAUGAAAGUAAUCUUCUUUUUAUGUCUAAUGCAAUAAACCCUAAAUAUGAAGAAAAA
Messenger RNA from Erpetoichthys calabaricus (reedfish), 5753 nucleotides. RefSeq names its product limb and CNS expressed 1 like (gene lix1l). The record is from RefSeq and is a predicted model, not a curated record. Gene Ontology annotation, cellular component: cytoplasm. Lineage: Eukaryota; Metazoa; Chordata; Cladistia; Polypteriformes; Polypteridae. The transcript is spliced from 6 exons. Bases 189 to 1250 code for a protein of 353 amino acids. Gene Ontology annotation, biological process: autophagosome maturation.